Daphnia magna is the source of this 915-nucleotide messenger RNA. RefSeq lists its product as uncharacterized. Bases 133 to 780 code for a protein of 215 amino acids. The transcript is spliced from 3 exons. NCBI's taxonomy places the organism in Eukaryota, Metazoa, Arthropoda, Branchiopoda, Diplostraca, Daphniidae. The record is from RefSeq and is a predicted model, not a curated record.
CGAAAAUUAUUGGCCUGAGUUGGGGCAUGGCAAAUGCCGCCAUGGGGCUACUGUUGAUAGGAUUUGUUUUGUUGUGAUGAUAGAGACCAAUAAAUUUCUAGUCUGUCUGUGUUGACAUGAAAAUUCUGCAGGAUGGACAAAGUGAAAAAGUAUUGGCAAACAGUUAUAAAAGAGAGAGAGGGCUACUGGAACUCUUUGUUUAGCAAGUAUGAAGAAGAAAAGGAAGGUGUUGAUCUUCGAUCGUAUAUCGAUAAUAGCUCAUCAAGGAUUUACAACUUGUUGCAGCUAGCAGUUGGUAAUGAGGAGGAUGCCACUUCAGAACAUCCAUGUACCAAAGUGACACAAUACCAUGAAGAGCAGCCUUGUGAUGUGAAAGAUGCUAACAUUCAACUUUGUGAUGAUGGAAACCAAGCAGAGGCAAAACAAAGAGAGUUGACAAAUUCAAAUCAUCCAGUUGCACAAGUGAAAAGGGCAAAGCCUGCAUAUGUUGUCGAAAUUACAGCAGAUGAAGAAGAUGAAAAAUGGAAGUUAAUUUUACACUCAACUAAAAAAUUGAAACUAUGUGAUUCCUCAAUGAAGACUAAACAUGAUAUGGAUGACUUUGUCACUGAUGAUCAGUCAUCUCAAGUCAUCUCAAGUGGAAGUCCUCUUAGCGAAGCCUUAAAUGAAAGCUUUGCAACAAACGUCUCUAAGCAAAGUGAGCCGUUAAGAUACGUUUGUCGCCGUUUUAAACCAGGUAGCUCUAACGCACCAUCUCCGAAAAGAUUCAAGCUUGUUUAAGCAAAUUUUAUUUUUUCUGCUUCUUCAUACCUAAAGUCACAUAGUUUCAAAUUUGAUCUAACCCAUCAUGUUGAAUCAUUUUAAAAUUUCACAACAAAAGCUAAUGUGCACGAAUAAAUUACCAAACAUUGUCAA